Williopsis jadinii is the source of this 703-nucleotide messenger RNA. RefSeq lists its product as uncharacterized. Bases 166 to 657 code for a protein of 163 amino acids. The transcript has a single exon. NCBI's taxonomy places the organism in Eukaryota, Fungi, Ascomycota, Saccharomycetes, Phaffomycetales, Wickerhamomycetaceae. The record is from RefSeq and is a predicted model, not a curated record.
CCAGUGAGUCCAGGCUGGCCUGGACGGCUCCCUCUGAGCUGUCCAAGGCAGUGAUCGACGGCACGACGACCUGCCUAGCGAUAUUGGUUGGCUCUAUCACCAUGCCGGCCCCAUAGUUUAGUAGGUGGUGUCCACCUCUAGGGCGAUCUGUUUUUCAGGGCAGGGAUGACUCAUUGGACCGUCUCGGCAGGGAGAGAGCGCCAGGCAGACGGGCAAGGCCAGGCAGACGGGCAGAGCGCCAGGCAGACGGGCAGACAGCUACGCAGACAGCUACGCAGACAGCUAGGCAGACCACCAGGGAAAGACAGCCAGGCAGAGACCGCUAGGCACACCGCCAGAGCCACACUGCCUGCCCACCACUGCCCAGCGAGCCCACCACGCCAACAGACGGACCGUGGCACGCUGAUACAGCCAGCACUCCCUCACCACAUCCUCAGCUACACAGCACCACGCCAAUUGCACAGCACCACCUUUCCGUCGACUGCCCCCCUGCCAGUCCUCCCUGGAGGCCCAUACGUCAUAGGCAUCAUCGCCCGGCCUUCGCACGGCGAAAUUCAUACCCACACUCCCUGCCCGUGUUGUGCCACUACAAGGAAGAAAUUUAUUCCACGGGCUCGCAAAGCACAACACCUCCUCCAACCUGGCCAAAGUCUCUAGAAAGACCGGAUCCUGGUGCUCGGUCUAUUCAGUAGAAGCGCUUGAA